AUGGCUCUGCUAACAAAUAGCCUGCUAGUGUUACCCCAGCAACUCGGUCCGAGUCGAACUCAGUCGCCUGCUACUAUUCAUUUCAACCAUUCACAGCGCUGUCACCAUUUCUGCAUAGCAACAUCCUCUGUUUCGCUUUGGUUCUGUAAUGGGAAACGAAAAUUCAAGAGUCUCAAGACCAAGGCCUCCAAGGCAGAUAAGCAAGAAGUGAAAUUGGAAGAGAAAAAGGAGGAAGAAGAAGAAGAGUUUCAAGUACUGACGGCCAUGAAGAGCGGUUACAAUGACAUAGUAAUCGUGGACACUCCCACAUCAAGAAUGCUGCUCCUCGACUCUUCUCAAAAUGUGCAUAGCAUUGUUUACAAGCACCAGAAAUGGACUGCUUCCUACUGGGAUGAGUUUGCUAGCUUGCCUGCUAUUGUUCCAGAAGGUCCUAUUGCCAUCCUUGGCUUGGGUGGUGGAACAGCUGCUCAUCUGAUGCUCGACUUGUGGCCGUCUCUGCAGCUUGAAGGUUGGGAGAUUGAUCAAAUUUUGAUUGAUAAAGCAAGAGAGUAUUUUGGGCUGUCUGAUCUUGAGAAGCCUACUCAAGCUGGUGGCAUACUUAACGUUCACAUUGGUGAUGCCCUUUCUCCUUCAGUUAAUAUUUCUGGAGGGUAUGCCGGCAUUGUUAUUGACUUGUUUUCUGAUGGAAAAGUUUUGCCACAGUUGCAAGAGGUUACAACUUGGUUGGAAUUAAAGGAUCAGCUGAUGCCCAAUGGCCGUCUAAUGGUGAACUGUGGUGGCGUAGAUGGAGCAUCUGAUGUCAGAGAUGGAACAGCUCAUCCAAAAAAUAUCUCCAGUGACGACAGUUGGCUACAAAAUUCUACUAUCAAGGCAUUAUCUAAAGCAUUCCCUGGACAAGUAAGCUGGAAGAAAAUGCCACAAACUUUUGGUGAAAACUAUCUUGCACUGACGGGACCUUUGCCAGAAUUGACUUCAUGGUCUGCUGCAGUAACAGGUCCCUUGACCGCCAGUGUGAAUCUAUGGAGACCAUGCGAACCUUGUUGUUGA
Molecule: messenger RNA, 1047 nt
Organism: Prunus armeniaca (apricot)
Lineage: Eukaryota; Viridiplantae; Streptophyta; Magnoliopsida; Rosales; Rosaceae
Source: the annotation of a GenBank genome assembly